Molecule: messenger RNA, 747 nt
Organism: [Candida] anglica
Lineage: Eukaryota; Fungi; Ascomycota; Pichiomycetes; Serinales; Debaryomycetaceae
Source: the annotation of a GenBank genome assembly
AUGGCUCGUCAAUUCUUCGUCGGAGGAAACUUCAAAAUGAACGGUACCAAGGAGUCCGUUGCUCAAAUCAUUGCCAACUUGAACUCUGAGGAAUUACCAUCCCAAGUUGAAGUUGUCAUUGCUCCACCAGCCCCAUACUUGGGUCUUGCUGUUGCCGAAAACAAGCAAAAGACCGUUGCCAUCUCUGCCCAAAACGUCUUUGACAAGGCUUCUGGUGCUUACACUGGUGAAAUCUCCCCAGCUCAAGUCAAGGACUUGGGUGCCACCUGGACUUUGACUGGUCACUCUGAAAGAAGAACCAUCAUCAAGGAAUCUGACGAAUUCGUCGCUGACAAGACCAAGUUUGCUUUGGAACAAGGUCUUUCCGUUAUCUUGUGUAUCGGUGAAACUCUUGAAGAAAGAAAGGCCAACGUCACUUUGGAUGUUUGUGCCAGACAAUUGGACGCUGCCUCCAAGAUCAUCAAGGACUGGACUAACAUUGUUGUUGCUUACGAACCAGUCUGGGCCAUUGGUACCGGUUUAGCCGCUACCCCAGAAGAUGCUCAAGAAACCCACAAGGGUAUCAGAGCUCACUUGGCCAAGACCAUUGGUGAAGAACAAGCUGCUGCUGUCAGAAUCUUAUACGGUGGUUCUGUCAACGGUAAGAACGCCAAGGAAUUCAAGGACAAGGCUGACGUUGACGGGUUCUUGGUCGGUGGUGCUUCUUUGAAGCCAGAAUUUGUUGACAUUAUUAAGUCUAGAUUGUAA